AUGGCGGACGAGGACGGGGAAGGGAUUCACCCCUCAGCCCCUCACCGGAAUGGAGGCGGCGGCGGCGGCGGGGGGUCUGGGCUCCACUGCGCCGGGAACGGCGGCGGGGGAGGCGGCGGCGGCCCGCGGGUCGUGCGCAUCGUCAAGUCCGAGUCCGGCUACGGCUUCAACGUGCGGGGCCAAGUGAGCGAGGGCGGGCAGCUGCGGAGCAUCAACGGGGAGCUGUACGCGCCGCUGCAGCAUGUGAGCGCCGUGCUGCCCGGAGGGGCGGCCGACCGGGCCGGAGUGCGCAAGGGGGACCGCAUCCUGGAGGUGAACGGCGUGAAUGUUGAGGGGGCGACACACAAGCAGGUGGUGGACCUGAUCCGAGCAGGCGAGAAGGAAUUGAUCUUGACAGUGUUGUCUGUCCCUCCUCAUGAGGCCGACAACCUAGAUCCCAGUGACGACUCCUUGGGACAAUCAUUUUAUGAUUACACAGAAAAGCAAGCAGUGCCCAUAUCGGUCCCCACAUACAAACAUGUGGAGCAGAAUGGUGAGAAGUUUGUGGUCUACAAUGUUUACAUGGCGGGGAGGCAGCUGUGUUCUAAGCGGUACCGGGAGUUUGCCAUCCUGCACCAAAACCUGAAAAGAGAAUUUGCCAACUUUACGUUUCCUCGGCUUCCAGGAAAGUGGCCGUUCUCAUUAUCAGAGCAACAGCUAGACGCCCGGCGUCGGGGCUUGGAAGAGUACCUAGAAAAGGUGUGUUCAAUCCGGGUCAUUGGUGAGAGCGACAUCAUGCAGGAGUUUCUGUCUGAGUCUGACGAGAAUUACAAUGGUGUCUCUGAUGUAGAACUGAGAGUGGCCUUGCCGGAUGGAACAGCAGUUACCGUCAGAGUUAAAAAGAACAGUACUACAGACCAAGUGUACCAGGCUAUUGCAGCAAAGGUUGGCAUGGACAGUACAACAGUGAAUUACUUUGCCUUAUUUGAAGUGAUCAAUCAUUCCUUUGUACGUAAGCUGGCACCUAACGAAUUUCCUCAUAAACUCCUCUACGUCCAGAAUUAUACGUCAGCUGUGCCAGGCACCUGUCUGACCAUUCGCAAGUGGCUCUUUACAACAGAAGAGGAAGUCCUCUUAAACGACAAUGACCUCGCUGUCACGUACUUCUUCCAUCAGGCUGUUGAUGACGUAAAGAAAGGUUACAUUAAAGCAGAGGAGAAGUCUUACCAGUUACAGAAGCUAUAUGAACAAAGGAAAAUGGUCAUGUACCUCAACAUGCUGAGGACGUGUGAGGGCUACAAUGAAAUCAUUUUCCCGCACUGUGCCUGUGACUCCAGGAGGAAGGGGCAUGUCAUCACAGCCAUCAGUAUCACGCACUUUAAACUUCAUGCCUGCACUGAAGAGGGGCAGCUGGAGAACCAGGUGAUAGCGUUUGACUGGGGAGAGAUGCAGCGGUGGGACACGGAUGAAGAGGGGAUGGCCUUCUGUUUUGAAUAUGCACGAGGAGAGAAGAAGCCUCGAUGGGUUAAAAUCUUCACACCUUACUUCAAUUAUAUGCAUGAAUGCUUUGAGAGGGUGUUCUGCGAGCUCAAGUGGAGAAAAGAGGAAUAUUAGUUAGAGACUGCUUAUCCCGUGUGAGCCAGGACAUUGUCCCAGCGAGGCUGGCCUCUGGAUGGUGGAUGGGCUGUGCAGGAGAGCCCUGCU
This is a messenger RNA of Acomys russatus (golden spiny mouse), 1683 nucleotides long. RefSeq names its product sorting nexin 27 (gene Snx27). The record is from RefSeq and is a predicted model, not a curated record. Gene Ontology annotation, cellular component: early endosome. Gene Ontology annotation, molecular function: protein binding; phosphatidylinositol-3-phosphate binding. Lineage: Eukaryota; Metazoa; Chordata; Mammalia; Rodentia; Muridae. Gene Ontology annotation, biological process: intracellular protein transport; signal transduction.